AUGCCGUCUUCUACUGCCAACACCUUCAUCGGUGCCAUUGACCAGGGCACCACCAGCUCUAGGUUCCUCAUUUUCAACAAGCAUGGAGAGGUGGUCUCACUGCAUCAGAUGGAAUUCAAGCAGAUUUACCCUCACCCUGGUUGGCACGAGCAUGACCCUGAAGAGCUCAUUUCUUCCGUGGAGAAAUGCAUCGACGGCGCCGUCCAAAAGUUCGAGACGCAGGGCCACUCCCGCGAGCACAUUGUCGCCGUAGGCAUCACCAAUCAGCGGGAGACUACGGUGGUCUGGGACAAGACCACCGGAAAGGCCCUGUACAACGCCAUUGUCUGGACUGAUACCCGCAACGUGGAAAUUGUCCGUCGCCUCAAGCAUCGCAUCGGAUCGGGAGAGCUGACCCAACGCUGCGGUCUUCCCCUGUCUACGUAUUCAUCUGUGGGUCGGCUGCUCUGGCUUCUGGAGAAUGUCCCCGAAGUACAGAAGGUGUACGAUCAGGGCAACCUCGCAUUCGGUACCGUCGACUCGUGGCUGGUCUACAAGCUCAAUGGCGGCGCUGCCGGCAACGUCCAUGUCUCCGACCCCUCCAACGCCUCACGUACAAUGUUCAUGAACAUCCACACCCUCAAGUAUGAUUCCGAACUGAUCGACUGGUUCCGCCUCGACCCUAAAAAGGUCGCGUUGCCCAAGAUUGUUCGGUCCGCCGAUGCCGAGGCAUAUGGCUGCUUCGCCAGCGGCCGCCUCAAAGGCACCAAGAUCACGGGAUGCCUGGGAGACCAGUCUGCUGCCUUGGUUGGUCAAAAGGGAUUCGAGCCUGGCCAGGCAAAAAACACGUACGGUACCGGGUGCUUCCUGCUGUACAACAUUGGCGACAAACCCGUCAUCUCCUCUCACGGCCUUCUGGCUACCGUCGCGUUCGAUUUCGGCAAGGGCAAGACCAUGUAUGCUCUCGAGGGCAGCAUUGCCGUCGCCGGCUCCAGCAUAAAGUUUCUGGUUGACAACUUUGGUUUCAUCGAGUCGUCCUCCAAGCUCAGCGCGUUGGCGGAAACGGUCGAGGACAAUGGCGGCUGCACCUUUGUGACCGCCUUUAGCGGUCUCUUUGCUCCUUACUGGAUCGACGAUGCUCGAGGCACCAUCUUUGGCAUAACCUCCUACACCCAGCGGGGACACAUUGCUCGUGCCACCCUCGAGGCCACCUGCUUCCAGACGAGAGCCAUCCUCGAUGCCAUGGCCAAGGACAGUGGCAAGCAGCUGGCCGAACUCGCCGUAGACGGCGGCAUGUCCAACUCUGAUCUUAUCAUGCAGACUCAAUCCGACAUCAUUGGCAUUCCCGUCAACCGACCGGCCAUGCGGGAAACAACGGCUCUUGGUGCUGCGAUAGCCGCUGGCUUUGCCGUGGGUGUUUGGGACUCCUUUGAAGACCUCAAGGACGUCAACACAGAAGGUCGCACAAUGUUCAAACCGCAGAUCUCUGCUGCUGAUGCCAACAAGAAAUUUGAGCGAUGGGAAAAGGCUGUCCAGAUGAGUAAGGGCUGGUCCUCGUAG
Messenger RNA from Ustilaginoidea virens, 1539 nucleotides. RefSeq lists its product as uncharacterized. Lineage: Eukaryota; Fungi; Ascomycota; Sordariomycetes; Hypocreales; Clavicipitaceae. Gene Ontology annotation, cellular component: mitochondrion. The record is from RefSeq and is a predicted model, not a curated record. Gene Ontology annotation, biological process: glycerol metabolic process; glycerol-3-phosphate biosynthetic process; triglyceride metabolic process. Gene Ontology annotation, molecular function: glycerol kinase activity. The coding region runs from base 1 to 1539 and encodes 512 amino acids. The transcript is spliced from 3 exons.